Molecule: messenger RNA, 1400 nt
Organism: Esox lucius (northern pike)
Lineage: Eukaryota; Metazoa; Chordata; Actinopteri; Esociformes; Esocidae
Product: phospholipid scramblase family member 5
Exons: 8
Coding region: 262-1179 (305 amino acids)
Biological process (GO): plasma membrane phospholipid scrambling
Cellular component (GO): plasma membrane
Molecular function (GO): phospholipid scramblase activity
Source: RefSeq, a predicted model, not a curated record
CUGCUAUGAAAACACACAUACACACACACACACACACACACACACACACACACAAACAAUGCAUGCACUCAUGUUCACACACAGUAGUGUGCAUAACAAACACAACUCUUGUAACACACAAACACACGUUUGAAUAAUACUCAUCCUGACAAACUCAUGUGAAAUACACCCACACAAGGAAGGUACAUAGAAGCCUACCUCACUGAUCUUGGUCUCAGAUACCCAGAGACUUGCCUGCCAGACACACACUUCAAUCAAGAAAUGCCGGGGAAUGAAACGCAGAUGGCCAUGUUGGCAGUUACCUCCCAGCCCCUCCCCUUUGGCAACCUGGUGAGAGAGAGGCACAUUGACAGGCUAUUCAAAGCCUAUCACAGCAGACAGAGCUCCGUCACUGAUCCUCUGGGUUUACCUAGCUCCAUAAGCCACCUGCAGCUACCUGAUAUGGUCUCAGAAGACCAAACGCUGGAUCAAAGCCACAUGGGACCCAGAACUGCAGAAGGACUAGAGACCACAGGGCAGCACUGGUCUGGGUCUUUCAGAGGAGAGAAUGGUCUGGCUCUACUAGAUACAGUCAGCCAACUACACAUCACAGCUAGCCCAGAGCUGCAAGGUCCUCAGUGUGUCUCCCACAGAACCUACAGCAUCGCCAACGGGGACAGCAGGGAGGAGCUCCUAGUGGCGGUGGAAGAGAGUUCCUGUCUGUGCAUGCAGUUCUGUGGCCCGGCCCGAGCCUGCACCAUACAAGGUUUUGACCGGCAGGCCCGUCAGCUCUUCCUCUUUGAAAGACCCAUCAGAGCGGAUGCGUGCUGUCUGGGCUGCUGCCUGAUGGAAAUUAGGGUCUACACCCCUCAACGACUGCUCUUGGGGAGCGUACGACAGAGAUGGAGCAUGUUCACUCCUCUCCUGGAAGUGUGCGAUUCCCAAGGAACCUCUACUAUACGAAUCCAGGGAUCCUGCUGCCCCUUCCGCUGUCUCUCCAACCAAGAAUUCCAGGUGAUCUCAGCCAUUGGUGAGAAAAUUGGCUCCAUAUGGAAGAAAUGGCUUGGGUUUAACGAAGAAUGCAACAUGGAUCAUGAAUACUUUGGCUUAGAAGUUCCACUGGAUAUGACAUCACAGACCAAACUUCUUCUGCUGGCUGCUACAUUCCUACUGAAUUACAUGUUCUUUGAGAUGAGCUGAACUGUACUGGCAUCAGCCAAUCAGAGAUGAGCAAAUUGAGGUCAUCAAAAAUGGACCAUGAGAACAGAAGAGGCCAAAAGACCGACCGCAUGUUUCACAGCUUUGCGGCAUCAUCAGAGAGACAAUACAUGGACCACUGUUUGGAGGGAAGGGUAUAACAGUUAGAAAAAUGACGUACUCGUAGUGGCUUCCUUUUCCUUUACAUACAUAUGUAUAUACAC